AUGUCUCACGUCGUCGUCACCAACUCCUUCGCGAAGACGUUCAAGAUCCCGACCACACCCACCAAGUACUUGACCGAAGUCCGGGACGAGGCCUGUGAGAAGUUUGGCGUCAGCAAAGACCAGUUCACACUCAAGUACAACAACAAGCCCAUCUCGCUCUCGCAGCAAAUACGACUCGCGAACCUGCCGCAAGGCGCACGACUAGAGCUCGUCCAGGCUUCGAGAUCACCCACCGUAGUCUCGGUCGCCCUCCAGCUGCCAAAGUCUCGCCUUACGCAGAAGUUCGCCAACAACACCUCGCUGUGGGAGAUCUUACGAUACUUCGAGAGCGGCGAUGGAAACAACUACAACUUCACAGAGCGUGCUGCACCUGAGAUGAGCGGGACGUCAGGCGCUGGGAGGCUAUGUUACGAGAUGCCUGUGAUUACAGUCAUGCCUGGUCACAGGGAGCAGUCAUCCUUCGUUGGGUUGCAGCAAACACUGAGCCAGCUUGGCUUCGACAGUGGGUCAGCAUUGCUGAAGCUGUCCUUCAAGAACACAGGCACGCCACUAGAGGAGGCCAUGGCUCAAAUAUCUCAGUACUUUAAGCCUGAGGAUCCUGCUGCCAGCACUGCGCCAAGUAGACACGCUGCUGACCCUGUUGUGUCGAUGCCGGCGCCCAGUAUUGACAAGGCAGUGCCCGAGGAAACAACCACGAUAGCUGGAGAGACAGUCACGAGCGAUGAGCCGGACCCCGAGCCCAUGGACGUAGACACGCAGCCGGCGCAGCCAGUGCCCCAGCCACCAGUUGUGCCUGCAGAGUCGGAACAAAACAAUGCAUCUGCAGACACCAUCAAUACCUCUCCCGCAGCAGCACUUGCAGUAGCGAAGUCAACAGCGACGCCAGAAUCAAUAGAAGCCACGACUAUAGCCCCACCACGGCCAUGUGAGCCUACGUCUUCCUCAGAUCAACCUCGCAACAUCCAGAUAUUCUCCGCCUCCUCUUCGGCAACACCACAGGCCGCACGCAACGCAUUCAACGAGAAUGAUUUUGUUCCCACAGUCGAACACGCAAAAAUCCACCAGGCGCAGCUUAUCAACCGCACACGCAACCAGCGUCUCCUCUCCGACAAGGAGCUCGAGGAGCAAGAGAGAGAACGACAAGCCAGAAUUGCAGCAGCGGCGAACAAGCCUCACUCCCUCCGUAUCCGCCUCCCUGACGGUUCGCUUGUGCAGAUGAGCCUCAAGAGAGAGGAUACUGCCUCCGUUCUCUACUCGUACGUCACCUCUUUCCUCGAGAAAAAGAACGAGCCCUUCGACCUCAAGUACACAAGUAGCACAGGGCGCCUCGUGCUCAUCGCGCGCGAUGAGAAGAGGCUUAUUCAAGACCUGCGUUUCUCGAUGAACGAACUCGUCACCUUCCAGUGGGCCGAGGGUGCCAGUGCAGAAGUGCGCGCGAGUCGGAAGACACUAGCACAAGAGUGGCAGGCGAAAGCGCAGACACUCAAGGUCGUGGAGCCGGUUCAGGAGGGACCAAAGAAGGUCGAGUCCAAGGGCCAGACGGUGGCUGAGGGAAAGCGGAAAGUGAUGAGCAGCGAGGACAAGGAGAGCAAGCUGAAGAACAUCCUAGGCAAGGGCCUGUUCAAGAGGAAGUGA
Molecule: messenger RNA, 1635 nt
Organism: Didymella exigua CBS 183.55
Lineage: Eukaryota; Fungi; Ascomycota; Dothideomycetes; Pleosporales; Didymellaceae
Exons: 2
Coding region: 1-1635 (544 amino acids)
Molecular function (GO): protein binding
Source: RefSeq, a predicted model, not a curated record